AUGAAUAAUCAAUAUAUCCGUCGGGAAGUCUUCUGCUGUGAGACGUGUGAUGAGCUCAAAAGCUUCUGGGAAAAAGAAAUCAGCAAACAGACUUGUUACCGGGAGUUGGAGGAAUAUCGCCAGGGAAGAAGCGCCCUGAGAAAGCUCCGAGAGGAAUGGAGGCAGAGGUUGGAGAAGAGGCUUCAGAUGCUGGAUAAUCCUGAGGAGGAGAAGCAGCCCCACCCCUCAGACUGAGAGCUCCCCACCGUGCUGCCUUCAUAGACAUCAAGCCGCCAAGGGAAUUUUUCUAAAGGAAAAUGCUAACACCCACUUACACUGAUUUACUAAGCAGGACUCUCCCGUUUCUCUCCCAUUUGUGAAGGGAUUUACAUGUGAAGCCUCCCCUGGUGCUAAUGGGGGUUAUUAUCCAGCUCAAUCCUCUCUGAACAGAGAACAGGGUGACUGCAAAUGGGACAGGCAGCAUGGAUUAUUUACUAUAGAAAGCUCUUAGAAUAAGUACCCCCAGGUUUUACAGAUCCACGUAGCACCACCUAUUCUCACAUUUUCAAACCUGAAUGUUUUCUCUGAGCUUACA
Molecule: messenger RNA, 574 nt
Organism: Fukomys damarensis (Damara mole-rat)
Lineage: Eukaryota; Metazoa; Chordata; Mammalia; Rodentia; Bathyergidae
Product: protein FAM240B-like
Exons: 2
Coding region: 1-234 (77 amino acids)
Source: RefSeq, a predicted model, not a curated record